AUGGCUAGCUAACUUAGAAAUAAAAGAAACCAAAGUACUUGAACUUGGUCCAUCAGAUACAAACACAAAACAACCAAACCUAUCUAUCAAUCUAUGCCAUUCAUCAACCUCAAAUGACUAGGUAAACUCAAGAUGAUGUAGGCUCUUAGAUCCGAGUGAUGAAUGCUGGGUAUUUGUUAGCAGUAACACAAAUUUAUUCAGUGUGAAGCAAUAUGGGGAACACAUGUGUUGGUCCUAGCAUUUCAAAAAAUGGUUUUGUUCAAUCAGUUUCUGCAGCAAUUUGGCGGUCCCAUUUGCCAGAUGAAUCAGUGUCUAAUAGAGAAUCUGUAAAAGAGGAAGCAACUAGCGUGCCUGAAUCGCCCUUGCCUGUCCAAAACAAACCUCCUGAGCAGAUAACUAUGCCGAAGCCGGAAGCGAAACAAGAGGCAAAAUCAGAAAUAGAACCAGAACAGGAACAAGAGAAGAAGAAACGCAGGAAACCUGGUUCGGUGAAGAGAGUUUCUAGCGCAGGACUUCGUGUUGAUUCUGUGUUGCAAAGAGAGACUGAGAACUUCAAGGAGUUCUUCACUCUUGGGAGAAAACUUGGACAGGGUCAGUUUGGGACAACGUUCUUGUGCAUGGAAAAGGCAACGGGACUCGAGUAUGCCUGUAAAUCUAUUGCAAAGAGGAAGCUGGUCACUGAUGAUGAUGUUGAGGAUGUGAGAAGAGAAAUUCAGAUAAUGCACCACUUGUCUGGGCAUCCUAAUGUUAUAUCCAUCAAAGGUGCUUAUGAGGAUGCCGUGGCCGUUCAUGUUGUGAUGGAAUUAUGUGCAGGUGGAGAGCUUUUCGAUAGGAUUAUUCAGCGUGGACAUUAUACCGAGAGACAGGCAGCUGAGCUUACUAGGACUAUUGUUGGGGUUGUAGAAACUUGUCAUUCUCUUGGUGUGAUGCACAGAGACCUUAAACCUGAAAAUUUUCUCUUUGUCAAUCAGAAAGAGGAUUCACUUCUCAAAACCAUUGACUUUGGAUUAUCUGUCUUCUUUAAGCCAGGUGAUAUAUUUACUGAUGUGGUGGGCAGCCCAUAUUAUGUUGCCCCUGAAGUUUUGCGCAAGCGUUACGGUCCUGAAGCAGAUGUUUGGAGUGCUGGUUUAUCCUUUACAUUCUUUUGAGUGGAGUUCCUCCAUUUU
This is a messenger RNA of Cajanus cajan (pigeon pea), 1166 nucleotides long. Lineage: Eukaryota; Viridiplantae; Streptophyta; Magnoliopsida; Fabales; Fabaceae. The record is from RefSeq and is a predicted model, not a curated record.